Molecule: messenger RNA, 861 nt
Organism: Chaetomium fimeti
Lineage: Eukaryota; Fungi; Ascomycota; Sordariomycetes; Sordariales; Chaetomiaceae
Product: galactose-binding domain-like protein
Exons: 2
Coding region: 1-861 (286 amino acids)
Biological process (GO): anaphase-promoting complex-dependent catabolic process; protein K11-linked ubiquitination
Cellular component (GO): anaphase-promoting complex
Source: RefSeq, a predicted model, not a curated record
AUGACAGACCACGACUUCUCAAAUGACGAUGACGGCCAUUUUGCGAGUGGUGCAUACGAGCACGGCGAAAUAAGCGACGAGGAGCUGAUGGAAGGCCUGGGGGAAGUCGACGAUGAGCUGCUUGGGGAUGCCAUAACCGAAGACCUGGGCGACGAGAUGAGUGAUGGCAAUGAUGAGGAUCCCCAUUCCGAAGACGAACUGGACGGCGAUCCCUUCAAUCCUAUGGACCUAGGCCUAAAGGAGAUCAACAACCUCGCCCACUUCGGCGUCAGCAGCCAUCGCCCCGGAAAUGGGGUAGCCGAGUUGCUCAGCGACGACCUUGAUAAGUACUGGCAGUCGGAUGGUCAGCAGCCGCACCUGCUCACCAUUCACUUUUUACGCCGCGUCGAGAUCCGGGCAAUCCGCUUUUACGUCGACUAUAACCAGGACGAGUCCUACACCCCGACCCAUAUUGUCUUCUACGCCGGCACUGGCCACCAUGACUUGAUCCAGUUUGCGGAAGCCCCCCUCACCAACCCGGCUGGAUGGCAGGAUGUCCCCAUCGCAGACAGCGGCGGAGGUGCCGACGGCCACUCACUGUGCUGCUGGAUGGUGCAAAUGCACAUCAAAGAGAAUCACCAGAACGGGAAGGAUACUCACAUUCGCGGCAUCAAGGUUUAUGCCAUGGACGAUCACUCGCUGGGCGGCACCGCACAUGAGUCGGCUCGCGGCCCGAGGACCGAUCUCGACGACGACCACGCCCGCGCGCGGACAGCACAGGGCCUAGACGAUCAGUCUCUGCAAGAGCUUUUAGAUGCGUUUGAACGUCACCCUAUCACCCCGUCUAACUUUGAUACAGUACGGGAGCCGACCAUCCGCUAA